Pan troglodytes (chimpanzee) is the source of this 4171-nucleotide messenger RNA. RefSeq names its product RAB3B, member RAS oncogene family (gene RAB3B). Gene Ontology annotation, molecular function: GTP binding; GTPase activity. Bases 186 to 845 code for a protein of 219 amino acids. The transcript is spliced from 5 exons. Lineage: Eukaryota; Metazoa; Chordata; Mammalia; Primates; Hominidae. The record is from RefSeq and is a predicted model, not a curated record.
GCAGCCGGAGCGGAGCAGCGUUGGAGCUGGAGCCUCAGCCCUCAGGCGCCACUGUGAGGACCUGACCGGACUAGACCAUCCCGCAGCGCCCCGCCCCGGCCCCCUCCGCGCCCUCCCGACGCCAGGUCCUGCCGUCCCGCCGACCGUCCGGGAGCGAACCCGUCGUCCCGCACUCGGAGUCCGCGAUGGCUUCAGUGACAGAUGGUAAAACUGGAGUCAAAGAUGCCUCUGACCAGAAUUUUGACUACAUGUUUAAACUGCUUAUCAUUGGCAACAGCAGUGUUGGCAAGACCUCCUUCCUCUUCCGCUAUGCUGAUGACACGUUCACCCCAGCCUUCGUUAGCACCGUGGGCAUCGACUUCAAGGUGAAGACAGUCUACCGUCACGAGAAGCGGGUGAAACUGCAGAUCUGGGACACAGCUGGGCAGGAGCGGUACCGGACCAUCACAACAGCCUAUUACCGUGGGGCCAUGGGCUUCAUUCUGAUGUAUGACAUCACCAAUGAAGAGUCCUUCAAUGCUGUCCAAGACUGGGCUACUCAGAUCAAGACCUACUCCUGGGACAAUGCACAAGUUAUUCUGGUGGGGAACAAGUGUGACAUGGAGGAAGAGAGGGUUGUUCCCACUGAGAAGGGCCGGCUCCUUGCAGAGCAGCUUGGGUUUGAUUUCUUUGAAGCCAGUGCAAAGGAGAACAUCAGUGUAAGGCAGGCCUUUGAGCGCCUGGUGGAUGCCAUUUGCGACAAGAUGUCUGAUUCGCUGGACACAGACCCGUCGAUGCUGGGCUCCUCCAAGAACACGCGUCUCUCGGACACUCCACCGCUGCUGCAGCAGAACUGCUCAUGCUAGGCAAGGCCCACCUUCCUGACCUCCCCUCAUUGUGGCCCCACACCCAGUCUGCUUCUCCCUGUUACACACUGUCCACUCUCAGCCCACUCUCCCUGUUACACACUGCCCACACUCAGAGCAAGAUGAGUUGCUGCUAUUCUUUGCCUGCCCCUGGGGUUCUCUGCAGAUGGUCCCAGUAAUAGAUACUCAGCACUAGACUAACAGAACAGGUCACUACACGGGUGCAGAAUCACUUUACAAAAGAAGACUCUGUUUUACGAAGGGGAUUCACUACAGGGACUUAGAAAACAGUCUCUUUUCUGCCUUUAAAAUGAGAGUUCCUCCAUUUACCAAAAUUUGACACGCACACAUUCUUCAGGGGCAUGCCAAUUGCGUAAAGUGAGGCUCGCCUGCAUAGCUAAUCCUAUUAAAGACAACUUCUCAAAGCACAACGUGCUUGUUUCCUAUCGGGCUCCCUGCGGGGCUUUCUCUCACUACAAGUCAAGCUUGGGCUCUCAAAGCCCUGCGCCUGUUACCACGGAUGCCCACAGGGCCUGGGCAGUUGCUGUGGCGACAGGAAGAGCUAAUCUUCAGAGAGCUCAGACUCUCUAAUGAUGCUGAAGGAGCAAAGGCUGAGUCAGAAACACACUUAAGAGAAAAGGAUUAUCCCCUACAAAAUGUCAGAGGUUCCUGCUAUAUGAAAGAGCAAGUAGGUAUGCUCAAGAAAGACAAACAGAAAAAGAGAAACAGGCAAGAUCAAGAAACAGAUCACGAGUUUCUGAUUUUGCUGCUUUCCAGUUGGUUCUUAACUGUGGGAACUUAGUGAAAUUGGUUAUUGGUUCUUAGACUCCUAGAACCUGAGGAUUUUAGAUUUGACGGGAUUCCCAAAUUUACCUAGUCUGACUAGUCAGUUCUAACCUUCCUUUUUCUGACAAGUGACUGUCAAGCCUAACAAUCAAAUCUCUUUCUUUUAAAGCACACCUUCUAGGCAGGGAAGGAGCUCAUUUUCCACACCAUCUUUGUCAACUCUCAUAGAAAGUUUUCCUUGCAUCAAGCUCAAAUCUGCCUCCUGGAAAUUCUUCUUCUUCUUCCCUCCCUGUUGGUACCCGCUCUGCUGUCAGAGACUUCACAGUCUGUGCUCCCUCUGCCCUGUGACAUCUUCAGACUAUUUGAGAACAGGAAUCAUGACUCCUGGGACUUGCCUUUUCUCUAGGUCAAAUACCUCUAUAAUUCCAUCUGCUGUUCUUCAUAGGGUCUUCUCCCUAUCCUGCCCUUUUCCUCCAAUCCAUCUUUUAACUGCUCUUGAGCAGUCUAACUGAGAAGUAUGAUUCAAAGCAAAAUAAAUCUUAAGGUGGCAUGACUCUGAAAAAAUUGAGAAAAUUGAACUCAGAGAUCCUGAUCCCAACCCCUUUCUCCUGGGAGUGAAACCUUAGUUUCUACCAGAGAGUGUGGGAAACCACUUCUGGUGGAAGCCCCUUAAUUAAAUACCUGAGGAAAAAAAUAAAAGAAACUCAGAGACCAGAAUAAAUUAGCUCAUUAUUCUAGCUUGCUUGGCCACAGGGACAUAUUUGGUUUUGGCUGAAAUAAUGACAUGGAACUGGCAAUGAUUCCAGAAAACCUUUCUUCUCUAUCAUGGCCUGAAUCCUCAGCCACCUCAAAAGUCAGCGGGCAGGAGGAGUCUCUCCCCAGUUUUCUUUUCAUUUCAAAUGAGGCUCAUUGUCCUAGAAAAGUACAUUAACUAGCAACCAGUCCAAUGACUAAAUAAAAGGACCAUCCAGCUGUGGCUCACACCUGUAAUCCCAGCACUUUGGAAAGCCAAGGCAGGAGGAACACUUGAGGCCAGGAGUUUGAGACCGGCCUGGGCAAUGUGGUCAAAUUCUAUCCCUACAAAAAAAAAAUUAGCCAGAUGUGAUGGUGCAUGCCUGUAGUCCCAGCUACUUGGGAGGCUGAGGCAGGAGGAUUGCUUGAGCCCAGGAAUUUGAGGUUGCAGUGAGCUGUAAUUAUGCCACUGCAUUCCAGUCUGGGUGACAGAGUAAGACCCUGUCUCUCUCUCUCUCUUUCUCUCUCUCUCUUUUUUUUUUUUUUUAAAGAAGUCAGCUCUACAAGGAUGUUCCUUUCUUUGAUGCAAUGCAGAGAGCAGAGCUUUGGACUUGGAAUCAGGAGACCUGGACUCUGUCAUUAAAUCAACUGUGACUCUGGGCCAGUUACUUUCCAUUUUUGAGUCUUGAUUUCCUACUUAUAAAAUGAGGGAGCUUAUUUGGAUGAUCUUUAAGGUCUCUUUUGGCACUAAUAACUCGGUGUCUCUUUUUUUUCACCUUCACCAUUUCAGUUGAUCCACCAAACAAACCUGAGAGAUCAGGAUUGGCAUCCAAGAGUUGUCUCGGCCAACUCUGAUGUCAUGCUUACUCUGUACUAGACAUUGUUCCAAGCAUUUUACGUGCAUUAAUUCAUUUAUCUUCCCAACAUCUUGUGAGGGAGGCACUAUAGUGAACCUCAUUUGAAGAUGAGGAAACAAAGGUACAAAGAGGUUCUAGCUGGACCUCUAAAGUCACAUAAUAAGUAAGUGAUAGAGCUGGAGUUCACAUCCAGGCAGUAGGCUCCAAGGUCUGUGCUUUUAACCACAUUUUGGGCUGCAUCUUUUAUAGACAAACUAUGAUCCAGAGAGAUUACGAGACUUGGAUCACAUACCAAGAGAGUGUUAAAGCCACAUUAGAAUUCAAUUCCAGGGCCAUCAGAUUCCAAGUCCACUGGAGAAAAGAUGUAUAUCUCUAAUCUGUUAACAAAUUGCUCAACUACUCAGACUAAUCCCAGGUGAUGGAUGUCUAAUGCUCAGGAAAGGCGAGUCAGUCUCUGAGGCAACAGAUCCCAUGGGCCUGGGUAGAAAAUGCCCAGUGCUUCCCAGUCCCAAGUGCUGGCUUUCCCUGUAUCUGCCUCUGCCAGGCAACACUUAUCAGGCUCCCAAUCAGCAGGAGCCUCCAUGCUCCACUUUGAACAGCCUCUAUGCUCCAGCAAUGGGGCAUUUGUGAAGAGUGACUUGAUUAACUUUUCUUACCAUGGGUAUAAUACAGUUGCUUCAGAGGGCAGUGGUUCUGGGUGUGAUUUUUACACUGUAACGUUGUAUACAGUGUCAUGGAUAAUUACUAUUUUUUUCUGGUCAUUAACACUCACCUACUCUAGUACUAGGAUUUCAGACCAAGGUCCUCAUGACGCCUGGAUAUUUUAGUAUCUAUAUCCAAUAAUCUUUUCUCGCCUACUGAAUAUCCAGGCAAAGAUGAAAUCAUUUUCUUUAAAACUGUCAAAUUCUGUAAAGCUCAGGAGCCAGUUCAAGGGAACAAGCAUCUUCACAA